AUGACGCUCGCAUCUGCCCUCGGUCUUCGCCGCUCCCCAAGGAACCAUCGGUCCCAUGCCGCCAACCGCAAUGCCGGUCUCAAGUCUGCCUUGACCAACCCGAAUAGUACCCAUGCAGGCAGGGCCCAGGCUAAACACGAACUACACAUGCGCGGCCAGAGUGCGCAUGUCCCCCUCAUGGCAAAGGUCAAGCGUGCACUUGGCAUGCACCAGACACCCCGUCAUCAACGUAAAGUUAACAAUGCCAGAGCCCGCGCUCGCAGGCAAGCCGGAACGACUCGCAAGACCCACCGUCGUCGCCACUACUAA
Messenger RNA from Serendipita indica DSM 11827, 309 nucleotides. Lineage: Eukaryota; Fungi; Basidiomycota; Agaricomycetes; Sebacinales; Serendipitaceae. The record is from the annotation of a GenBank genome assembly.